GAUUUAAUGGAUGCAGCUGGUGUGGCGCUUGUUCUAAUUGCACCUGGUACUGUUGAUCAAGCGAUUGCUUUUUCUGAGCAAACCCAGUUUAAAGGAGAAGUUUAUGCAGAUCCGACCCACUCAUCGUUUGAUGCUCUCAAUUUCGCUUAUGGAGUAUCAACAACCUUUACUCCCAAGGCUGGUAUGAAAAUCAUCGAGUCUUAUCUCGAAGGAUAUAGGCAAGAUUGGGGGCUUUCGUUUAAAGAGAACACGAGGAGCAAAGGUGGUUGGCAACAGGGAGGCAUUUUAGUUGCAGGCCCUGGAACCAGCAAUAUCUCUUACCUGCACAAGGACAAAGAAGCUGGUGAUGAUCCUAAUAUAGAAGAUGUUUUGCAAGCAUGCUGUUCAUGAUGAUAUAUAUGUGCCGCAUUCCUUAUCCAAUUGGUAGGCAGGGUCACUGUAAGUCCCCUCUGGCAAGGGUUCGAUUACUACUGUAGUGUUUGAGGGGUCGAAUUAUAGGCACAUGACGCGGGCUCUUAUCAUGGGGCCGGAUUGCUCAUGAGAAAUCGA
Molecule: messenger RNA, 549 nt
Organism: Phalaenopsis equestris
Lineage: Eukaryota; Viridiplantae; Streptophyta; Magnoliopsida; Asparagales; Orchidaceae
Product: thioredoxin-like protein AAED1, chloroplastic
Molecular function (GO): antioxidant activity
Source: RefSeq, a predicted model, not a curated record